Molecule: messenger RNA, 570 nt
Organism: Pediculus humanus corporis (human body louse)
Lineage: Eukaryota; Metazoa; Arthropoda; Insecta; Psocodea; Pediculidae
Product: myosin heavy chain, putative
Exons: 4
Coding region: 1-570 (189 amino acids)
Source: RefSeq, a predicted model, not a curated record
AUGGUUAAACUUCAAUUACAAAAGGAUAAAAUUUUCGAAGAGAAAGAACGUUUGAUGGCACAAUUAAAUUGUGCUAAAAAUUCUGUUGUUAAAUGUGAACAACAUUCUAAAGAUCUUAGCAUACAAUUACAAACGUUUCAAACGGAAAAUAGCCAUUUGAAAAAAGAAUUAGAAAUAGUUAAAAAAGAAAUGAGAAAUAAUAAACAGAAUUCAAGUGCAAAUGAAAUAAAAUUAAAUAGAACACUAGAAGAAGUUGAAAGGUUAAAAACAAUAAUACAACAAAUGAAACAAGAUGAAAAAGAUUUUAAAGAGUUAAGUAGGAAAAAAACAGAAGAUUUAACUAAUUCAGUUAAAAAAUUAGACAAACAACGUUUGGAAUUAUUAAACGGUUUUAAAAAACAACUUUUACUCAUUGAUAAUUUAAAAAAACAAAAGGGUUUAAUCGAAGCGUCUAAAUUAUUGCAAUCAUCCGAAAGUGAUUUUUUUAAUUUUCUCAAUUCGAAUUUUCCAAAUAUUUUAACGGAAAACAACGAUUCGGAAACCGUUAAAAAAGUUAUAUUAAAACCGUGA